Cryptomeria japonica (Japanese cedar) is the source of this 609-nucleotide messenger RNA. RefSeq lists its product as uncharacterized. Lineage: Eukaryota; Viridiplantae; Streptophyta; Pinopsida; Cupressales; Cupressaceae. The transcript has 2 exons. Gene Ontology annotation, molecular function: protein dimerization activity. The record is from RefSeq and is a predicted model, not a curated record. The coding region runs from base 46 to 426 and encodes 126 amino acids.
GUGGAUGAGGAGGUUCUUAGCGGGCUAUAUUCAGUAGUACAACGGAUGGUCACUGAGACCACAGCUACACUUCUUGAGAUGGAUGCAUUUAAUAAUGCAUCAGGGGCAAUCUUUGCCAGCCAAUUGUGCAAAGAGGGUCGGACAAAAUUGCAGCCAGAUAGAUGGUGGCAAAUGUUUGGGCCUUCAACCCCAAACCUUCAAAAAAUUGCCAUCCGCAUAUUGAGCCAACCGUGCAGCGCUUCUGGAUGUGAGCGCAACUGGAGCAUGUUCGAGCACAUCCACUCGAAGAGGCGAAAUAGAUUGUCUGUGGAGAGGUUGAAUGAUCUAGUCUUUGUUCAUUACAACCUCCGUCUCAGGACCAGACAGAUUUUGGACGAUGACUCCUCUCCGAUCACUCUAGAGGAAGUCGACCCCGAGUCCGAUUGACUCACUGAGUCCACCGAUCCAGUCUUCACUGAUGAGGACCUUGAGUGGGUUGACCAGGCAGACAGAGAGGCUGAGGCUGUGGCUAUGGCAGAGGAGGAGGAUAGAGCACGAUCAGGCACAACACCUAUGGCUACUCAGACUGGCACAUCACAGGCAGAGACUAUGGCUACUCAGUCAUCCAGG